Vigna angularis (adzuki bean) is the source of this 1564-nucleotide messenger RNA. Its product is annotated as meiotic recombination protein SPO11-1. Gene Ontology annotation, biological process: meiotic DNA double-strand break processing; meiotic DNA double-strand break formation; reciprocal meiotic recombination. Gene Ontology annotation, cellular component: nuclear chromosome. The record is from RefSeq and is a predicted model, not a curated record. NCBI's taxonomy places the organism in Eukaryota, Viridiplantae, Streptophyta, Magnoliopsida, Fabales, Fabaceae. Bases 9 to 1343 code for a protein of 444 amino acids. Gene Ontology annotation, molecular function: DNA binding; DNA topoisomerase type II (double strand cut, ATP-hydrolyzing) activity; ATP binding. The transcript is spliced from 13 exons.
GGGAAAAAAUGGAGGGAAAGAGGAGGAGGUUACGAAUGGAGUCACAAGGAGAGAGUGUGCUUCUUCUCACGAAAAUCAAAGAAUUCACUCGAGUUUUGCUCACAGACCUUACUAAUGGACGCUCACCACUCAUUCUCAUCGAUCGCUUCAGAAGCUACUGCGCCGUUCCCAACGCCAACUGCUUUUGUGCCUCAGAUUUGCCGUACGGAAAGGAAGCUCUCACACUCCGCACGAAAUCCCGCGCGCACAGACUAGUUGUCAUGUUGAGGGUGAUGCUGAUUGUUCAGAAACUUUUGCAAGAGAACAAGCAUAGCUCCAAGAGAGACAUUUAUUACACGUAUCCUUCUUUAUUUUUGGAUCAGUCAGUGGUGGACCAAGCAAUUAAUGAUAUAUGUAUUCUAAUGCAGUGCAGUCGCCAUAACCUUAAUGUGGUUUCCGCAGGGAAUGGGUUAACUAUGGGCUGGAUAAGGUUCUCUGAAGGAGAGAGGAAAUUUGACUGCAUUAGUUCUCCCAACAGUGUCCACCCCGUCCCCGUUCAUGUUGAGGAAGUUAAAGAUAUCAUUAGUGUUGCACAAUACAUAUUAGUUGUGGAGAAAGAAUCAGUUUUCCAAAGACUGGCAAACGACCAAUUCUGCAAUGUAAAUCACUGUAUUGUCAUCACUGUAAGCAAUCUUCUGAAGACACUAGUUUCUUUUGGAACAAUAUUUCUUUGUUUGAAUUCUAUCUUUAUACAGGGAAGAGGCUACCCAGAUAUUCCUACAAGAAGGUGUGAACUUUUUUUUUCAUAUGCUUAUGAUGUUAUGCUAUCAAGCCAUAUGCCAACUGGGCUUUUCGUAAAUCCUAGCAAAUGUGUUUGUUUGUGCGCAAAGUUAGGAACUUACAUGCUUAAUAUAUCUCUGAUUAUAUUCAUUUUGUAUACUAACAGGUUUUUGCGGCUUCUGGUAGAGAAUUUGCGCCUGCCUGUUUAUUGCUUGGUAGAUUGUGAUCCCUAUGGCUUUGACAUUCUAACCACUUACAGAUUUGGUUCGAUGCAAAUGGCUUAUGACACGAAACAUCUUCGCGUCCCAGAGAUACGCUGGCUUGGAGCUUUUCCUUCAGAUUCCGAGAGAUAUUUUGUUCCAAAGCAGUGUAUCCUUCCUUUGACUGCUGAGGACAAAAGAAAAGUUGAAGCCAUGUUACUUAGAUGCUACCUUCAAAGGGAGGUACCACAAUGGAGGUUGGAGCUAAAGCUGAUGCUCCAAAAGGGAGUAAAGUUUGAGAUUGAAGCCUUAUCUGCGCACGCACUUUCAUUCUUGUCCGAUUCUUACAUCCCAUCUAAAAUUGAGCAUAAAUUGAUCAUGUAGCAUGUUGAUCUUUCAUGUGUCAAGUUCUACACUAGCAACUGGAUGAGGGCAUGAUCAGUACAUGCAUUUAUUACAGUUUCUGGAAGAUUAAGGCUCCCUAAACGAUUUAUUGCAGAAAUAUUUAGAAUUGGUUCGAAAUUUUCUUUCGAGAAAGUUUCUAGAACUGUGAACACAGAAUGUUUCUAGAAGUUUAUAUUUUAAUUUUCAAAAUGCCUUCUGGA